This is a messenger RNA of Durotheca rogersii, 3811 nucleotides long. Its product is annotated as SNF2 family N-terminal domain-containing protein. Bases 141 to 3629 code for a protein of 1162 amino acids. NCBI's taxonomy places the organism in Eukaryota, Fungi, Ascomycota, Sordariomycetes, Xylariales, Xylariaceae. Gene Ontology annotation, molecular function: ATP-dependent chromatin remodeler activity; ATP binding. Gene Ontology annotation, cellular component: nucleus. The transcript has 2 exons. The record is from RefSeq and is a predicted model, not a curated record. Gene Ontology annotation, biological process: transcription-coupled nucleotide-excision repair.
GUCUCGCCUGCCAGUCGUAUAGUAAGGCUUCCCGUUUUACACCCCACUCCCUUCGCUAAUCAUACCCUCCCUCCAUUCGCCCAUCCUAUUCGAUCGACCUUUUCAUCUCGAAUGAUUGCCGUGCUACGCCAUCAGUAGUCAUGGCAUCUCCGCCCGACACCGAAGAUGGCCCUCGGGCCAGCUCCGACGACGCCACUCAUUCGUCCUCAUCCAUCAUCGAACGAAUUACUGCCGUGGCUCAAGAUCAAGAGCCCGGCUCCGAUCCGGAUACCCCCCCAGAUGACAUCGAUGAAGCUUCCGCCGUCAAGAACCUCACAGCCAACGUCCGGAGCCAGGACGACCUCGAGCGAGAUAUCACAUACCGGGCGAAUCUCGCCUUGAUCGACGCGGAGGACAAGAAGGACGAGAAGCGCAUAGAGAGAUCCGAGGUCAAUAUCAAGAAGCUCAAGGCCCAGAAGAAGACGCUGGAGGAGCAGUUUCGCAAAGCUAUCGGUCGGCCGCAGGUAAAGCAGAGCAUACGAGAGAAGAUCGACGGCAUCGAAUCCGAAAUUGCAAUUCACCACAAGGAUGUAGCCGAUUUCCGGGCUCGCAUCGAGCAGAGACACCAAGAGGGUGAGCAUGUCGAGCCGGAUCACGGCGGAAACAAGAGACUUCCCAACGAGACCUAUCGCGAUUUCCUGAUCCGCACCGGGAAGAUAACCCCAUUCGCCAAAUUUGGAGGUCCCCGGCCGCAAGGCGUCGAAGGAGAGCUAGCCGAUGCCUUGAUACACGCCGAAGACGAAGCAACCACGGAGCAGCUAGAGGAAGACGCCGGCUUUGAGCCCCGGUCUCACCAGAACUUACGCACACCCGGUUUCGACGAGGUGCCGGAUCUGAUCGCAAACGCAGCCGAAAGCGAAUUCUCGCUACGCCCCCGAAAGAAGCGAAAGGUGCGACGCGAUGCGGCGUCGUCAGACGAGUUCUCCCCCGAAGCAUCUGGCGCGUCCGAGGCCGACUUCGUCGAGGAUCAGGAAUCGGAAGAUGAACAGCGAACCAAGCCGGCCCGGAAAAAGGCGAAGAAGGAGUCGGCUGAAAAUAACAAGGUGGAUAUGAGCAAGAUCGACGACGGAAACGAGAAGAGUUAUCAGAGUCGGCUCGCCGACUGGGCUGAGCGGCGAAGCAGGGCUAGACGUCGAAGGCGUCAGGGAAACCGCGAAAAAGGCCUCGAAGAGAAGAAAGUUGACAGCGACGAUGAAAGCGAAGAAUGGCUCAAGCCCUCGCCCGAUCAUGCAGACCACUGCCUCGAAGACGGCCUCACCAUCCCGGGCGACAUCUACCCCGCCCUUUUCGACUACCAGAAGACGGGAGUGCAAUGGUUAGCCCAGCUUUACAGUCAGAAAGUGGGGGGCAUUGUCGGCGACGAGAUGGGUCUUGGCAAGACCAUCCAGGUCAUAUCGUUCAUUGCUGCCCUGCAUCACAGCCAGCGACUUGACAAGCCCGUCAUCGUCGUCGCCCCAGCUACAGUCUUGAGACAGUGGGUGAACGAGUUUCAUCGUUGGUGGCCCCCUCUACGUGUCUCGAUUCUCCACUCGUCCGGUAGCGGCAUGCUCAACAUGAGAGAUGAGGGUAGAAUCGAGGAUGAGGAGUUGUUGUGGGAUGAGGCUAGUGAGGGAAAGAAGGUCGGCAAAGCCGCCAAGAAGGUCGUCAAUCGGGUAUUGAAGCACGGCCACGUCCUUGUCACCACAUACGCCGGCCUACAGACAUACGGAGAACUCUUGAUUCCUGUCGAAUGGGGCUAUGCCGUGUUGGACGAAGGACAUAAGAUUCGAAACCCGAAUAGUGCCAUCACCAUAUACUGCAAAGAGCUGCGGACGCCACACCGCGUCAUCCUCUCUGGCACGCCGAUGCAGAACAACCUGAUGGAGUUGUGGUCUCUGUUUGACUUCAUCUUCCCGAUGCGGCUGGGCACGCUCGUGGACUUCCGCAACCAGUUUGAGAUCCCUGUACGGCUCGGCGGGUACGCCAACGCGAGCAACCUCCAAAUAAUGACGGCGCAGAAAUGCGCCGAGAUCUUGAAGGACACAAUCAGUCCCUUCCUCCUGCAACGAUUGAAGGUCGAUGUGGCAGCCGACUUACCAAAGAAGAGCGAGCAGGUUCUGUUCUGCAAGCUGACACGGCCUCAGCACGAUGCGUACGCACUCUUUCUCGACUCGCCAGAGAUGAAUGCCGUCCUUGAGAAGAGGCGUAAUUCUCUCUACGGGAUCGAUAUUCUGCGGAAGAUCUGUAAUCACCCUGACUUGGUCGACCCUCGUUUGAAGACCAACCCCGAAUACAAGUGGGGGAUGGCGAGCAAAUCGGGCAAGAUGCAGGUGGUGAAAUCUCUUCUCCAGAUGUGGAAACGUCUCGGUCAUAAGGCGCUCCUCUUCAGCCAGGGUGUGCAGAUGCUAGAUAUACUCGAGGAUUUCGUCAAGCAACUGAGCGAUAUCAAUUACCUUCGCAUGGAUGGUACCACUGCCAUCAAAGAUCGGCAGAGCCUCGUCGAUCGAUUCAAUAAGGACCCCGAGGUCGACCUCUUCCUCUUGACCACGAAGGUCGGCGGGCUGGGCGUGAACCUGACCGGCGCUAGUCGGGUCAUCAUCUUCGAUCCGGAUUGGAAUCCUUCCACCGACGUCCAGGCUCGCGAACGAGCCUGGCGCCUGGGCCAGAAGAAGGAGGUUACUAUAUACCGCCUUAUGACGGCGGGUACGAUCGAGGAGAAGAUCUACCAUCGCCAGAUCUUCAAACAAUUCCUCAGCAACAAGGUGCUGAAGGACCCCAAACAACGCACUACGUUUCACUUACAGGACAUGCACGACCUAUUCACCUUGGGAUCUUCCGACGAGAAAACUGAGACCGGGAAGUUGUUUGAGGAUGCCGAAGUUAAGUUCGCCGAAACUUCGAAAGGGGCGAGCACCAAGAACGAACCAAGUCCUAACAACGACCAAGACCUUUCUGCAAUAGAAGGGGUGGCCGGCCUUGAGGACUAUAAGCCCGGACCGGAGGCAGAGCCCGAAUUGAAUUCGGACGAGGACCGAAUCAUGAAGGGUCUCUUUGCUCGCUCGGGCGUGCAUUCGGCACUCGAGCACGACAAGAUCAUCAACGGGAAAAGACAGCCCAGAGCCGACCCCCGAAUGCUUCAACAGGAGGCAGAUCGUGUCGCGGCACAGGCCGCCGAAUCCCUCCGACGUGCCGGCGAGCAAACGCGGUCCAUGCCAAUCGGCACCGUCACUUGGACCGGCGACGUAGGAGAAGCUGGCAGGCCUACCGGCAUUCGCCGAGGGCGGGGGGAGGGACCAAGUUCGCCUAGUGUCCUUGCCGGACUAGCGGGCAGGCAAGGUCGAAGCAGUCCCGGGAACGCUGACGGCUCCGGCUCAGGUCCGCCCCCGCCACGGGAAAGAAACCUGAAGACGAAGGAUUUCGAGAAGAUGAUUCCGGCAUUUAUCAAGAGGCACGGGGGCAGAGUGCCGACGCAGUCGCUCGUGGAUCAUUUCAAUCCGUACUGCGCGACAAGCAAACAAUCGAACGAUUUCAAAGCGGCCUUGAACAACGUUGCCACCAUGGAGCGGGGAGGCUCCCGAAUGAGGGCCAUCUGGACAUUGAAGGCAUCUUGAUCUUGUGGUUAAAUCUUAGCGUCGUAUCGAGGAUGACUUGUGCAUGGAAAUCGGUGACCGUAGUGUUUUUUUGCGGCGUGCCGGGGACUGGGAACUAAUAUCAAGGCUCGCAUAGCAUUUGUGUUCAGCAUUGGGGGGCAGGCAUUCUACAGAUAGAUAUCCCAGAACUAGCGAAGAAAAUA